ACAUCGCUUCUUGACAACCAUGAGGAAGAAACUUCCGCUAACAAGUGUCACUGCAGCAACAACAUGGACGCCACUGAAGGAGGUAGUCAGGAAAACGACUUUACUGGGGACGCUGGUGCGGGUAAGAUGCAAGAGCGACUUCAGAAGCGGAAUCAGGCGAGAAUAGAUGAUGUCGAGCGGAGGAAGGAAGCGAAAGAGAGCCUGUCCGUGGCGGAGGAACAGCUCGAUUAUUUCUCCAGCACAUUCAAGCGGGAGCGGGUGUGUAUCGAAGAGCUGCUGUCCAGCUGCUCCGGUGCGGACCGGGCCGUAGUGACUCAGAGACUGGAGGAAGCCACGGCCCAAAUUACACAGCUUCAAAAGUUUCUAAACGACAGCGUGUUGUUCUUGACUCAGUACGAGUUGAGACAAGCCCAGGCUGCUCUCCAGAAACUCCAGGCCUCUCUUACUGAGACCAGAGAGAAUGCUCUUCCCAAGAAGAAGUUUGCCUUUCGAGCUCGCAGUAAAGUAGCUGAUAAAGCCUCGGUGCCUGUGUCAGACUCUCCCCCACCUGAUGUUGCACCUACACCUGCAGGUCCACAUGAGGUGGAUGGAGGUGCUGCCUCUGACCUGUGCGGCUUCUUCAACAUGGACAGUGAGCAUCUGACCAAAACAUCUGAGGAGAUUCAGAAACGAGAUGUUCUCUUAAGUCAUCUGUCCAACUGUAAGGUCCGUUUGCUCGGUUCACCAAGCACCCUGCACCUGAAGCAUAUCGACAGCUGUGAGAUCCUGUGUGGGCCGGUGGCCACCUCUGUGUUUGUAGAUCAUUGCAAGAAUAGUAUACUAAGUUUUCCCUGCCAGCAGCUGCGGACCCACAGGACCACAGACACUCAGGUGUAUCUGCACGUCACCAGUCGAGCCAUCAUAGAGGACUGUCAUGGUGUUAGCUUUGCCCCGUUUUUCUGGUCUUAUCCCACUCUGGAGGAGGACUAUCGUGCAUCUGGCUUAAGUCAAGACAUAAACAACUGGAGUCAGGUGGAUGACUUCAACUGGCUCGCUGCAGGAACACCUUCCCCCAACUGGACUCUCAUCCCCGAAGCAGACAGGAAAACUAACUGGGACUAGAAUUUAAUUGUUGAGGCCCUCAUUUACCAAAAUGACGAUAUCCUCACCAACACCUUAUUAAAUAAACAUCGUUAGUCUGAUGAUAUAUAAUAUUGUUCAUGAAAUCAGUUAGGUUUUCUUUUAAGUCCGUAACUGUUUAUUGUCAAUGUAGCUGCUGUUGUAAUCAAGUUACCAGAUACAUUAUACUGUAAGUACUGGGAUUUAAACCUUCAAGUACUUUGUUUAGAGGUCAGAGACCACUGCACUUGCUAGAGCUAACACACUUAUUGAAAAGAAGAUGGAAACUGAAAUAAUAAUUGAAAGUGAUAAUAAUGAAAAAUAAAGUAAUGAAUGUUACCACUGCUUCUUCCUAAUUAUUACUGAAUCCUCAAAUAUAUGCAUAGUACUUGGGUGUAAAGAACUGUGGAGGGCAGCAUUACACCUCAAUGUACAGCCUGCUGUUUCCUUCAUCAUUAUAAUGAAGAAACAGCUGCAUCCCAUAGAGUUAAAAGCAGCUUGAAAUA
Solea senegalensis (Senegalese sole) is the source of this 1604-nucleotide messenger RNA. It is a transcript of the gene tbcc, whose product is annotated as tubulin folding cofactor C. NCBI's taxonomy places the organism in Eukaryota, Metazoa, Chordata, Actinopteri, Pleuronectiformes, Soleidae. Gene Ontology annotation, biological process: post-chaperonin tubulin folding pathway; tubulin complex assembly. The record is from RefSeq and is a predicted model, not a curated record. Gene Ontology annotation, molecular function: tubulin binding. Gene Ontology annotation, cellular component: cytoplasm. The transcript has a single exon. Bases 64 to 1101 code for a protein of 345 amino acids.